UUUGGCUCAUCGUGUUCCCGGCCUGCGUCCCUUGCGGUCUGCACAUGCUAUCCCAGCUAUUCAUGACGGAGAUCCCGCCCCAUCACUGCAAACUGCCCGACCGGGUCAACGACCUCAUGCGUGAUUACGGGUCCUCCAUCCACGCGGUCCUCCCUCAGCAAGGGAAUGGCGAGCCAGCUCGGUGUCAAGAGUUCAAUGUCACAGACGAAGAUCUCGAGGACACGGUCAGGGGGCUACUGAAGCACAACCAAUCGUGGCCGGUGAUGUCGUGCCAACGAGGAUGGUCUUACAACGUCUCGGCGCUUGGAGUGGACGUCGGACCUACGUCCAUCGUUGACGAGUUCGACCUCGUCUGUGACAAAGAUUUCUACCCAAGCCUGGUCCUAUCCAUUUUCAACGUCGGGUCCGUCAUAGGAGUGGCCGCUUUUGGAUAUAUCAGUGACCGGUAUGGGAGGAAGAAGGCUUUUUUUUCUUGCCUGCUGCUGGAAACUAUAGGGGCAUUUGCGACGGGUUUGAGCCCAAACUUUGGAACCUUCAUCUUCACCCGCUUCCUGGUCGGACUCACCAUACCUGCAAUUUGGCAGCUACCAUUCAUCCUCGGUGGUCUUUUGUUGCUCACUGGUCUCGCCUAUGUCUUCCCCUAUUGGAAACACGUUGCUUUCGCAACUGCCGUUCCUCUACUUCCACUCUUCCUCGCCUAUAAGUACCUGCCCGAGUCGCCAAGAUGGAAUCUCCGAAAAGGAAGGAUAAAAGAGACGCUGGAAACCAUGGAAACCAUAGCGAGGGUCAACGGUACACCCAUGAACGAAGCGACGAGGGAACGCGUAGAGAUGCUCUUGAGGAAGGAAGCUGAGCAAGAAGAGGUACAAAAGAGCACGCAGAAACAUUCCAAGGCUCCGACGGUUUUAGACCUUUUCAGGACGCCCAACAUGAGACGAAAGACUUUGCUCAUCAAUCUUUCAUGGUUUGCAAAUCAGACGGUUUACAUGGGCCUGAACUACUGCGGGCCGGCGAUGGGCAACAAUUCAUACGUUGGAUUCAGCCUUUCCUCUGCCGUGGAACUCAUCUGCUAUCCUCCAACGUACUUGGCGAUGGAUAAAAUCGGAAGGAGGCUUCCCAUGGCCAUCGCCAUGAUCAUCGGAGGCAUCAGUGCUAUUUGCACCGUUGUCAUGCCAUCUGACGAGCCAACUCCGACGAUGAUCCUGUUCUUGAUUUCAAAAUUGAGCAUCACAGCCUCGUUCUUGAUCAUCUACCCGUUCGCGGGAGAAUUAUAUCCAACGGAACUACGAAGCAUCGGGCUGUCAUUGGAUUCCUACGUCAGCAACCUGGGACUCAUCGCCGUGCCUUUCAUCGUCUACCUCGGAGUGGAGAAUCUCGUUCUACCUCUCAUCAUCAUGGGGGUCAUUUCCACCGUGGGUGGGGUCUUUUCGCUUCUCCUUCCCGAGACCCUGAAUAAACCCCUGCCACAGACCCUAGAAGAGGCCGAGGAGUUCGGCAAGGGCUGGGGGUGGAGAAGUGUCCUCCGGGGUGAAAAGAAAGCCAAAGAAGAAAUGCCAGAGUGCAAAACACAGAGCAUGGACCUGGAUGCUCUGGCUUGA
Molecule: messenger RNA, 1598 nt
Organism: Darwinula stevensoni
Lineage: Eukaryota; Metazoa; Arthropoda; Ostracoda; Podocopida; Darwinulidae
Source: the annotation of a GenBank genome assembly